AUGUUCCUUCCAGACACAUUCAUUCAACCAUGGAGUGAUGACGAAAUCCGGAGUUUCCUGCAAGAGUGGGAGUUUCUUCAAUGGCAACACCCUGUGAGGAAGAAGAGGAGCUCCGUUGUGUCCAGGGCAAUUGCUCAGCGUCUCAAGCACAAAGGCAUAAACAAAACACGGCAGGAAUGUCUCUCGAUGCUGCUCAGUCUCAAAGACUUGUACUGGACUGUGCGUGAGGCCAAUAGGAAGUCCAGGAGCAAGCCGCUGCCGUGCCCCUUUGGAGACAUCCUGCACAGGAUUCUGGGAUCGAGAUGGGAGGACAACUCCUCAGACACAUUCAUUCAACCAUGGAGUGACGACGAAAUCCGGAGUUUCCUGCAAGAGUGGGAGUUUCUUCAAUGGCAACACCCUGUGAGGAAGAAGAGGAGCUCCGUUGUGUCCAGGGCAAUUGCUCAGCGUCUCAAGCACAAAGGCAUAAACAAAACACGGCAGGAAUGUCUCUCGAUGCUGCUCAGUCUCAAAGACUUGUACUGGACUGUGCGUGAGGCCAAUAGGAAGCCCAGGAGCAAGCCGCUGCCGUGCCCCUUUGGAGACAUCCUGCACAGGAUUCUGGGAUCGAGAUGGGAGGACAACUCCUCAGGUUUGUCUCGCCUGGAUUCUUCUUCAGAGCCCUUCAGCAAGUGGCAUGGGCUGACCCAGAUGUCACUGUGUUAG
Ochotona princeps (American pika) is the source of this 705-nucleotide messenger RNA. RefSeq lists its product as uncharacterized. Bases 1 to 705 code for a protein of 234 amino acids. NCBI's taxonomy places the organism in Eukaryota, Metazoa, Chordata, Mammalia, Lagomorpha, Ochotonidae. The record is from RefSeq and is a predicted model, not a curated record. The transcript has 2 exons.